Cottoperca gobio is the source of this 3217-nucleotide messenger RNA. It is a transcript of the gene dusp14, whose product is annotated as dual specificity phosphatase 14. Gene Ontology annotation, molecular function: MAP kinase tyrosine/serine/threonine phosphatase activity. Gene Ontology annotation, biological process: protein dephosphorylation. Bases 359 to 985 code for a protein of 208 amino acids. Gene Ontology annotation, cellular component: cytoplasm. The transcript is spliced from 2 exons. The record is from RefSeq and is a predicted model, not a curated record. NCBI's taxonomy places the organism in Eukaryota, Metazoa, Chordata, Actinopteri, Perciformes, Bovichtidae.
CCUGUGCACGCCGCGACUGUCAGCGUCGAAGCAAGAGGAUGUACUGAUGGCUCGUAUUUCUGUUGACUUUCACAUUAUGUUGUUUGUCGCUACUGUCGCGGUUUGUCUCCUGUCAUUAGGCCUCUCGCCAUCCCGCUGGACGUCUGUAAGAGCAGACUGACUGAAGAUAAAUGUCCGGAGUGUGAGAGUAGCCUUCUGGAUUGCUGCAGGCGUAGAAGGCGCUUUGAAAAACCUCCAUCUCUGCCCGGCUGAGAGUCGACUGGAGCUGGCUGGCUGCACUACUAUGACUCUGAGUUCCUGAAGAUUUAGCUUGAAAACAUUUUUUUGCCGUCCUUCUUGAAGCCUGCUUGAUUCCUCGAUGGGUUCCCGCAGCCAAGGCUUCUUCCACCACCACCACCAUCGUAGCUCCAUGGUGCCCACUCUGGUUCCGAGGCUCCUGCCUGAGAAUGGCAGCCUGCUGGGGAGCAUUGCGCAAAUCACCCCGAACCUCUUCCUCAGCAGAGGGAACGUGGCAUCCAACCGCAGCCUGUUGCUGUCCAAAGGCAUCACCUGUGUGGUCAACGCCACCAUCGAGCUCCCCAACUUCAACUGGCCUCACAUGGAGUAUGUAAAGGUCCCUCUGGCUGAUAUGCCCCACUCCCCCAUCUCCUUGUACUUCGACAGCGUGGCUGAUAAGAUCCACAGCGUGGGACGAAAGCGCGGGGCGGUGCUGGUGCACUGUGCGGCGGGGGUGAGCCGCUCGGCCUCUCUGUGUCUGGCGUACCUCAUGAAGUAUCACCGCGUGUCUCUGGCCGAGGCCCACGCCUGGAUCAAAGCCCGCCGGCCCGUCAUCAGGCCCAACGGCGGCUUCUGGCGCCAGCUCAUCGAGUACGAGAGGAAGCUGUUUGGUAGAAACUCUGUUAAGAUGGUGCAGACGCCCUACGGGGUCAUACCUGAUGUUUAUGAGAGGGACCGCAGGAGCCUGGCUCCGUAUUGGGGCCUGUGAGAUUUACAGUGAGGAGAUCGAGGAGGAAGUGAAGUUGAGCCCUUUUGCCCGCCUGAACUGCAGCUUCAUUCAGGAGAGGCAAAGUGAGAUGUUUGUGAGUGUCUAUCUGUGUGAGGCUUAUUUAAUGAAUACUGGUGCGUUUAGACAGAGAGAGUCUUAACCAAACACUGGUGGUUGAUGCUGUUCGUCCAACCAGUUGCCUCCAUUUAGUCUUUGAGCGGGAACAAGAUGACUUCAAGCCCAGAAUCCUGCAAACCAAAGGAUCAAUCGGGACCACACUGACACCAAAACAAGAUCAGAGCGCGGAUGUCGGUGCCAUCUAUCUCCUAGGCUGCAUCUCCAGUUCCAGUGGAGGAUGAGCGUUCGAUAAAGGUGUUAGCUGUGCUCGCGACUCCGCAGCUCUGACAGUGAUGUGACUGAAGUCCCUUUUCCUGACGUGAUGAUGUCAUGUGGUCAUAAAAAAACAUAUAGACUAAUUAUUUUAUUGGAAAGUAAUGACAGUGAGGAAAAAAUGGCAUUCUUUAACUGAACAUACCUACCUUUUAUUAAGGUGAAAUUGUAGAAGAUGUAAGCUAAAAGUCAAGGUGUAGGUCCUGUGUACCACAGGGUUGACUGUUCCAUCCUGUGACCACAAUAUGUUAUUGUAGUGCUAUUUGAUGCUGUAUUAAAAAACAAAACAAAUCUGCUGCCUCAAGGGGAACUGGUAGCUCUAUGAUAAAUGCUUGGAAGAUUAUUUUCUAUCUCUUUGUUUUUGCCUUGUGUCCAUAUGUUUGCAAAAAGAUCAGAGCAGUACAUUUUUAUUUCCCCGUGUAAAUCAGCCUAAAAGAGCGAUGGCUGCAUCUGCUGUCAUCUGUCGGAAUUUUAAUAUUGCUGCACGUCCUGACCCAAGCUCCAAAAGUAGACAGUUUCACUAUAGUUGUAGGGGUGAGAUAAAAAAAACAAAAAGAAUACUGCAGUAAAUCACAAUACACACUAUCAUCAAUACUUAAACCCAAUAAUACUAAACAAUGCAGUGACUUUUUGGAUUCCUGAAACAUUUUAUUCCUAUUUUAGUUGAACAAAAAGUAAUAUCCUUAAGUCUAACAAACAUGUUGAAUGCAUUUCCUUCCUCCCUCAUAAAACAUUUGCAAAGCCAAGUUUUUAGGUAUUUUAAAUCCAACAUUGUUUACAUCCAUGUUUAUGUGCUAGCAGUCUUCUUCUCUGCCUUUUUGUUGGCGCAUUGCUGCGUCUUUUGGCAUAUAACCGCCACCUGUAGAUCAGAAGAAAAAUGUGAAACCUUUGGCAGGAUUUGUGUAGCAUGAAAAAAACCUACUGCUGAACUUCACAGGUUACCUUUUAAUGGAUUAACUAAACAUUAGAAUAUGGUGGGAAAUGCCCAUAAAACACACACCGGCAGCAUAUAUAUGAUGUGCGUCAAAGCACCCAUUGUUUUCCAUUUAAACCUGCACACCAGUAGCAUAUUGACACGUGUCCUUGCGGGUUGCAGAUUUCAAUACGUAGAAAUACACCACUGUUUUAUUUUCUAUCGCUGACUCACAUUUACCAAUAACAGAAGCUGUGAUUGUUUCACAUUUGCUUCCAAGAUUUGUCACUUCAUGGCUACCAUACUAUGAAUACCUCUUCUAUAUGGUGUGCCCUGUGUGUGGUCCAGAGCCAAUUCACACGCGCGUCAGAUAAUGCAAUGCUAUGUGAAGUGGCCGGUGUGUGGCGCAUUAAAACAAUCAAUAGGUAAUUUAUUUUCUUUCUUUCGACUAAUCUCAAAUCAUUUUUCCAGCACUAGAUGUAUAAGAUGACUCUGUCCCAUAAUAUAUCACAUGUAGCAGAAUCACGCAUACUGUGAUACCAUUGUUAUUGUGGGCAGUGAAUGUAUCCUGUUUUUAUUGUGAUUGAUCUUCUUGACUCUCACCCCUACACCACAGUAUAACAUCACUGCUGGGUGUGGUCAUCUGACAUCUGACAGCACACAGUCGUGAUGUUGAAUGUGACAGAGUUGACAUUUUCAACACAGAGAGAUCAGUGUGUUUAUUUAUUUUUAAAUGCCUUAAUGGAUUAAGUGUUAUAUUACAAUGAUAAAAAAAAGAAUAAAAGUUCAAGGGUAAAUAAUUGUUAGCAGGAAAAAGAUGUUCUGUAAUCUGACUUCUAAUUAUUUCAUUUCCCAAGAGGUCGUAUUAAAAUAAUAAGAAAAAAGAUCUCAUGUCACUGUUUGUGUUCAAAUGUGUUUGAAUUAAUAGA